Messenger RNA from Pocillopora damicornis (cauliflower coral), 4241 nucleotides. Its product is annotated as ATP-dependent RNA helicase A protein. Gene Ontology annotation, molecular function: RNA helicase activity; double-stranded RNA binding; ATP binding. The record is from RefSeq and is a predicted model, not a curated record. Gene Ontology annotation, biological process: positive regulation of transcription by RNA polymerase II; regulation of mRNA processing. NCBI's taxonomy places the organism in Eukaryota, Metazoa, Cnidaria, Anthozoa, Scleractinia, Pocilloporidae. Gene Ontology annotation, cellular component: intracellular anatomical structure; ribonucleoprotein complex; nucleolus.
GUCCCGGCAAAAUGUCGGCCGCUCAGUUCAAGAACUUUCUCUACGCCUUUUGUGGAAAACGCAAAACCAGACCUGUCUACACAGAAAGACCUUCUACUCAAGGAACUUUCAAAUUCCAGGUUCAAAUAGAUGGAUUUGAUUAUGUGGGCCUUGGAAGUGCUACCAGCAAAAAAGAUGCUGAAACUAAUGCUGCUAAGGAUUUCUGUGGUUUCCUGAUCGGAGCUGGAAUUAUUCCUCCAGAUUCAUUUCCAGAUGAUUUAUUUGGAGAAGGACCUACAUCAUCAUCAGCUUCCAUGCCAUCUCAACAGCAGCUUCCAUCGUCUGCAGCACCAGCUCCUCCGAUGCAGCUAAUGCAAAAUCAAAACCAACAAUCAGGACCAACACAGGGGAAGUCUUUUCCAUCGCAACCACCACUUCUUAUGAUGCAGCAAGGUGGAACAGCACCUGGUACAAGUCAAAUGGAUAGUUGGAGUGGAGCUGGCCAAAGAGAUUACCAUUAUAGCCUGUACAAUAAAAGAAAGUUUGAAGAGGCUGAAGAUGUGGAUCUAAAUGCUCAUCUUCAUGGAAACUGGACAUUAGCCAAUGCCAAGUCUCGGCUGCAUCAGUAUCUGCAGCAGAACAGAAUUCCUGCUGAUUUCAAAUACUCUGCUGGGGGUCCAGACCACAACAGACAUUUUGUUGCUGAAUUAUCUAUUUUUGUGAAGUCUCACCGAAGAACUAUUUCUGCUCAAGAACAUGCUUCCACUAAGAAACAAGCUGCACAGAACACUUCUUUAAGUCUUGUUCGACAAUUGUUUCACAUGGGAGUGUUGGAGGCUGCUGAACCAGGUCAAGUUCAACCAAAGAAAACAAAAACAGAUGAGAUUGAACCUCAUGAUGUUGCUAUCAGUCCUGAGAUGGAACAGCAAGUGUCAGAUCUGCUUCAACGACUUGAAAUUCAACCAGUUCCUCAGGACCCAAACCAAGCUGUAUCGCUAGUCCUUCCCCCUGGAAUGGUCAAAUUUCAAGAGACAAAUCCAGAACCAGGUUCUGGAAUAGUGGAAUGGACUCAACCAAAUAUGAACUGGAAUCCAUGGAUAAACCAGCCAAUGAUUAUAGAAGGAGCUGAAGACUAUCAAGAACCUAUUCCAACAAGUCAGGAUUACCUUAAUGAAUACAGAGAGAAACAUCAAAAUGUUGAUGUGUAUAAAAACAUGUUAGAGCAGCGAAGUCAACUUCCUGUGUUCCAGUACAAGUCUGCAUUGAUUGAGGCACUCAGGACAAACAGAGUUGUUGUUAUAAAGGGUGCAACAGGCUGUGGAAAAACUACUCAGGUUCCACAGUACAUUCUCGAUGACUACAUUGAGACAGGGUACGGUGCUGAGUGUUGUAUUGUAGUCACUCAGCCGCGACGUAUCAGUGCUGUGAGUGUAGCUGAAAGAGUGGCCAGUGAAAGAGCUGAGAUACUGGGCACCAGUGUAGGAUAUUCAGUUAGGUUUGAUACUAUUCUUCCCAGAAGCCAUGCCUCCAUGCUGUUCUGCACAGUCGGUGUUCUUCUCAGGAAGCUUGAAAAUGGUCUUCAUGGAAUUUCUCAUGUGGUUGUGGAUGAGAUACACGAGCGAGAUAUAAAUACUGAUUUUGUGUUGGUGAUUUUGCGUGACAUGAUUCAAGCAUACCCAAACCUUAGAGUUGUCCUCAUGUCUGCCACUAUUGACACCCAGAUGUUUACAGAGUAUUUUGGCAACUGUCCUAUUGUGGAAAUAGAAGGAAGAUCGUUUCCAGUUCAAGAAUAUUACCUUGAAGAUGUGAUCCAAAUGUUAAAUUUUGUCCCUCCACUUCCGGAUAAAAAGAAAAAGAGAGACGAUGUGGAUGAUGAUGAGGAGGAAAAUUGUAACUUAACAUGCAGUGAGGACUAUUCCUUCCAAACCAAGAAUGCGCUGGCACAACUGAGUGAAAAAGAAAUGUCUUUUGAACUUGUGGAGGCUUUGCUUAACUACAUAUCCGGCCUGAAUAUUCCUGGAGCUGUCCUCAUAUUCCUUCCAGGGUGGAACUUAAUUUUUAAACUUCACAAGCACCUGAAGAUGCAUCCACAAUUUGGUGUGAGUAGCAGGUAUCGCUUGCUUCCCCUUCACUCCCAGAUCCCCAGAGAAGACCAGCGGAGAGUAUUUGAGCCCGUUCCAGAAGGAGUCACAAAGAUAAUUCUUUCUACAAACAUCGCUGAGACAAGUAUUACAAUUGAUGAUGUUGUUUUUGUCAUUGAUUCAGUCAAAGCCAAAGUGAAAUUAUUCACGUCACACAACAACAUGACAAAUUACGCCACUGUAUGGGCGUCCAGAACCAACAUGGAACAGAGGCGUGGUCGAGCAGGCAGAGUCAGACCAGGAUUUGCCUUCCAUCUUUGCAGCAGAACAAGAGCUUCAAGACUCGCUGAACACGCCACACCAGAGAUCUUGCGCACACCGCUUCACGAGCUGGCUCUCACCAUCAAAUUUCUAAAACUCGGAGAUAUCAGAGAGUUUUUGAACAAGGCCAUCGAGCCGCCCCCGCUUGAUGCAGUGGCAGAGUCUAUUGCCCUAUUAAAAGACAUGGAGGCUUUGGAUGGAAACUUAAAUCUCACUCCCCUUGGUUACCUUCUGGCAAAAUUACCCAUUGAACCACGGCUUGGCAAGAUGAUCAUUCUUGGAUGCAUCUUUUAUUGUCAUGAAUCUGCUGAGUAUCAGUUUUGCGAGAGUCGUCAGUUGAACAUGUCAACCCUUCGCAUGACAUCGGAGGCUAAGCUUCAGCUGAAAGAUCUUCUUUGUAACGCUGGUUUUCCAGAUGAAUGUAUGCACCCACAGCCAUUUAACUACAGCGGCCCCGACUCCAAGUUGGACAUGGUCGUGGCUUUGUUGUGUUUGGGUAUGUAUCCUAAUGUCUGUGUACACCGAGGGAAACGCAAAGUACUAACGACAGAAGGUAAAGCCGCGCUCAUCCACAAGUCCUCAGUGAACUGCUCCAACAGGGAACAGACUUUCCCGUCUCCGUUCUUUGUGUUUGGAGAGAAGAUUCGUACCCGCGCUGUAUCGUGUAAACAGAUGACCAUGGUUAAUCCUCUACAGCUGCUCAUGUUUAGUCAGAGUAAAGUAGAAUCUGAAAAUGGGAUCGUCAAAAUGGACGACUGGUUACAGUUCAGGUUUGCUCACCAUCAAGCCGCCAUGAUCGUAGCCCUGCGUCAAGCACUUGACUUCCUAUUAGUUCGCGCUGCCACCAAUCCAGCCACAAUAGCUGAACCGAGUCAUGAAGAUGAGAGAAUACUGCAUGUCGUCAAGGCGUUAUCAAGAGCUAAUUCGGGAAGCUUUAAUGUGAGCCGUGGUGGAGGCCAAUUUCAACCGAGAGGAGGACCUCUACCGGGGUUGAUGCACCGAGGAGGACGUGGUGGACCUCCACCAAGGCGUGGCUACCAAGGCCCUCGACAUUACCGCGGCAAUUACCAAGGGGGUGGAUUCCGCGGCGGUGGCGGUUUUCGUGGAGGAUCCCGGCGUGGAGGCUUUCGCGGAUUUCGCGGCGGUCAAUACUAAAUGUUACUUAAUUUGGGCGUUAGGCCUACCAUUUACAGUGGAGCAGAGGAGUCUGUUAAAAUCCCAGUUAUUAUUUGGUUUUAAUCUUACUGGAGAAAACAUAGGCGGGAUGAAGUAGCUGACAAAGUCGCCGAAAAAUUAAGUUAGGACGUGAAAAAUUUCGCUUUCACUUUACAUUGUAUUCAAAAUGGCUACUUUCUAGAAAAGGUACCGUUUAUCGUCACUUAAGUUGUACCAUUUUCAUCUACGUAACAGUAAAUUAAUGCCAAAGGAAAGCCUUACGAUUGAGCCUUUAAAGAUUGAAGGCGCGUCAACAGUGAAGAGUCUGGUGCGCAUUGCGUCCCAAUGCUUAAAAAAAAACCUGCGUUCUAGCUCAUCUCAAUUGCUUAUGGUCUUUUUUAAGAAAGAGUGAUAGCGUUCCACGGUUUUCACCCGCCAAUAAUGCAAUACGCGCUUUGUGAUAUGUCGGACUACAUUCUUAUUUCCCAGCAAAAUUCGUCGCGCGAGUGAAAAGUUUAAACCGAUGAAAAUAACAUUUCAUAAUUUAUACGACGCCAGAACCUUUUUUUGCGAAUAUUUUUAAUGACUUUUGCGACAGAUUAUGCUGUGAAAAAAGUAAAGACUGCUCGUACUCGAGACUUUGGUUGUGUAAUUGUAGUUAAUAUGUACGGUGAAGAUAACAAUAAACAAUUCCUUGAAGUUGAA